Molecule: messenger RNA, 6325 nt
Organism: Lacerta agilis (Sand lizard)
Lineage: Eukaryota; Metazoa; Chordata; Lepidosauria; Squamata; Lacertidae
Gene: FNDC1
Product: fibronectin type III domain containing 1
Exons: 18
Coding region: 152-5440 (1762 amino acids)
Molecular function (GO): protein binding
Source: RefSeq, a predicted model, not a curated record
GGAAGUGCCAAGCAGACCUUUAAGAGUGCGUGGCCGACCAUCAUCAGGUGACAGGGCGUUUGUUCGGUUGAGGCCGCCGCAUUCUUCAGGUUCAAGGAGCCUACGUAGAUAUCCAGGUUACCUCUUGGGAUAUGGAGAGAGCAGCAGAAAGAUGAGUUAUAAGCCAUUGCCAAAAGAAGAAAGAAGUCACGAGGUUAAAAGAUUAGAAGAGGAUGAGCUGGAGGAGACAAAAGACAUCGCUGUUCGUGUAAUGUCUUCUCAGUCUGUGCUUGUUACCUGGACAGAUCCCAUCUAUGAGAAACAGAAGAAGCCUGUCUCCUCUAGGCAGUACACUGUCCGUUAUCGAGAGAAAGGGGAAUCAGCGAGGUGGGAUUACAAACAAAUACCCAACAGAAGGGUGUUGGUAGAUAAACUGAUUCCAGACACCAUGUAUGAAUUUGCAGUUCGAAUCUCGCAGGGAGGAAGGGAAGGCAAGUGGAGUGCCUCAGUUUAUCAGAGAACCCCAGAAGCUGCUCCCACUGGUGCUCCAGAAAACCUGAAUGUUUGGCCAAUCAAAGGCAAAACAGCAACUGUUGCUGCUACCUGGGAUGCUCUUCCAGAGAGUGAAGGAAAAGUGAAAGAAUACAUUCUCUCAUACGCCCCCGCUCUCAAGCCCUUCGGAGCAAAGUCCAUUUCCUACCCGGGAGAUACAACAUCCGCCCUAGUGGAAGAUCUGCAGCCUGGGGAGCGCUAUAUUUUCAAAAUUCGCGCCGCAAACAGGAGGGGCCAAGGGCCUCAGUCUAAAGCCUUCAGUGUUGUGAUGCCAGCAACCAAUAUAGGUGAAUCAAAUAUUGAUCAACAAACAAAUAUUGAAGCGGAUUUGGAACCGGAAGCAUCUAAGAAUUCUUCACCUUCUUCCUCUGUUCACACCUCUUCUGCCUCAUCACCGUCCUCUUCCUCUAAGCAAACUAUGGGUCAUUCAUCCACUUUUCUUGGUGGCAGAGAUUCAAAAAGUUCUGCUUCUGACUUAAAGAAUAAACUCCUAGCUGGGAGCAGAGUCCCUACCAAGUCUCAGGUGUCUUCUAGAAAGGGAGCAGAGCUAGAAACCGAUUCUCUCUCCAGAGAAGACACUGCUGACCACAAUCACUCCAAAGAAGCUGCAACAGUGCAGCCACAAAAUCAGGAUGUUAAGAGCAGUGUGAAGCCACACUCCCCAAUUAAACCUCCACACCCUGUCAUUUCCUCAGGUAAAACACCUCAUAGGUCACGCACACCUGUAAGAACAGGGCAGGCAAGCACUGAUAAGCAUCGGGGCAGCUCUAAACUACCUUCUUCCCAUGAAGUCACACUGGAUAUUCUGCCGGUUGAUAAUGAAAGUAAUGAUCAAGUUGACAGUGCAGAGGAAAAACCGAAACCUCCAGAUGUUAAGCAUUCAGUUUCACAUUCAAAUCAGCAGCCAUCUGGAUCUCGGAAGGUAGUUCAGAAUCAUCCCACAAAACCAUUCCUUCCUUCUGUAUCAUCUGCAGCCACAAAUUCUCAAAGUCAUUCAUACCAUCCCUCUUAUAAACUAGUUCCCCCUGAUACCAGUGAUGCUUUUGACGCUGAUAAAAGCAAAGAAACAGAAAAGAGAGAGCAAAGACCAGGUUCUAGGCUCUCUUCUCCUCAGGGCAGUUCAUCUGCAUCUGUGCAAACGAGGCCUCUCCUGCACUCUAACCGCCAUGUGCCACGAGAUCCGAGAGUUUCUGCGGUUGCUGCUGCUGCUACUCAUACUUUACCUCACUCACAUAGCUCAUCUGCUAAACGUAAGGCUGAGGGAAAAGAAGGUUCUGAUGCUAAUAAUGGUGAAAACGAUGAAGGAGAAGAUGAAGAGAACAGAAGAAGGCCAUCUUCUAGAUUCAGUUCUAGGUCCUCUUCAAGUUUGUCUGCAUCUGAACGCUUUAAUUUGUUCAAAUAUAGAUCAGCCCUUACUGCCAACAGAUUUGCCAACAAAGGCAGUAAUAUGUAUGGUACCAGGACUCCACCCCCCAAAAGCCCCUCUACUACACAGUCCUCAAAUGUUCAACCUCAGUCCAGUUUACGUUUGGCAUCAGGCAGUAAUCACAGGUCCAAUUUCAAUAAAGACAAAGAACUGGAGGAUGAAGAUGAAAGUCCUCUGCCUUCAACUCUUCCUGAUGCUUAUUCACCAUCCUUUUCUAAACAAUCUUCUUCAAUGGACUAUACCAAAAGGAGGAGUUCUCUGGCUGAAUCUAAGAAUCAUCACAGAGUUAUACAAGAAAACCAUAGCAAAGAACGGGAAGCUACAGAUACAGAUUCUUCACUUAAAGUUCAACACUCUGAUGCUGUGUCUUCAGUGUCUAACCAAUCUCCUUCAUUAAGCAGAACAAACCAUCAUUCUGGUGUUUCUUCUCAGUUAACAAAUGGCCAUAGUUCAAGGUCCAGAGGCUCAUCUCCAUCUUCUGAUUCUUUAUUAAGGAAAUCCAUGGAAAAGUCAGUUCCUUUACAGCCUCCUGCAUCUAAAUAUCAACCUGACUAUCUUGAGAGUAAAGAUACAUCUCCUAAGUCGAAGCAAGCCUCACCUUUGUCUAAAAAACCAUUAAUGGGAAGGUCUCAUGCUUUAUCCCGUAAAACUCUUCAUCCAGAAACCAGCUAUUCCUCAAAAGCAUCAACUGAUCAGUCGCAACAUUCAAGAAGCCACCUUACACUAUCAUCCCACCAGAGUAAUGAAAAACUAGAAGACAGAGAUUAUGACAGUUUGGAGGGAAACUAUUAUAAAGAGGCAAGUGAUAAAGAGGAACAGAAGGGUUCUUAUUCAAUACCUGCCAAAGAAGUCUCUCCUUCUAGGACAAUAUCUCAGGGAAGGACCAGCUCUCUUUCAAAGCAUUCUGAGUCUCAGACCAGUAAAUCUGGGCAAAGAUCUCCAAGUCAGCGAGAGUCUUUAACCUCCUCCAGAGGUUUAGGUCUGUCACCAGGAAAACAUACUGGGUCAAAGAUUAUUGCAUCUAGUGAAGAUAUACCUGAUGCAUAUAAAUUGCCUGCAUCUCCCCAUCAAUCCAAAUCCAUUCAGCCAGCAUCUACCUCCAACAGAGACAUAGACAAAGAAACUUCUUUAUUUUCAAAAUCAUCCUCAACUUCUCUGAGACAAACUCAUCCUUCAGUGCCCCGUUAUCCAUCUGGCUCCAGAGUCCCUACCAGGACAGCAUCUCAGACAGACAAAAAAUAUGGACUCCUGCAGCCUGCCCCAACAAAAGUUGAACUUUCUCCCAAAAUGUCAUCCUCUAAAACACAUCAGUUGAUAAACAGUGAUGAUGAUUAUGAGGAUUAUGACCAGUCAGAAGUGGAGGAAAAUCCAACAUCUCCAGCAGCAAAGUGGUUAUCUUCUUCGGUUUCUAGGGGCAGUCAAAACCUAAAUAACAAUGUUGCUGGUGAUAAAAGUAAAACACCAAGCCUUGCAUUGCCCCCCAAAGCAAAAUUUGCUGAUGAGGAAGUGUACAAACAAGAUGAGGAGGAGGAACAGGAACAGCCCACUUCUAAAACAUCGAACACUGCAUUGAGUAGAUCUACUGCUUUAACUUCCAGGUCUUCCCAGGCUUCUAACAAACUGAAUACAUUGCCUAAAGUGAACUUGGCUUCACCACGUUCCUCUGGUUCUACUUCUGGAUCUUCUCAUCUUCAUCCCAGUCACUCUGCUUCUCCAACACAUUCUUCAUCCUCAGUGUCCUCCAAUCAACGAACACAAAACUCAAGGUUAUCCAACCCUUCUCAACGACAGCAACUUAGGCUUCCUAACAGGCAAGGAAAUGGUGGCAGACCCAAUCUAACCACAAAACCAGAUCAAAAUAAUAAAGUAGUCCCUGGUACUAACGGAAAGCGAAAUGGACAGAAAAUAAUAAAUGGUCCACAAGGAAUAAAGUGGAUUGUAGAUCUUGACCGAGGGCUGGUGCUGAAUGUUGAAGGAAGGUACCUCCAAGAUUCCCAGGGAAAACCUCUCAGAGUGAAAUUAGGAGGAGAUGGCCGGACUAUUGUUGAUUCCAAAGGAGCUCCUGUCGUAAGCCCAGAUGGUUUGCCGUUGUUUGGGCAUGGGAGAUUUAGCAAACCUGUAGCAAAUGCACAAGAUAAACCAAUCAUCAGCCUAGGAGGGAAGCCACUGAUAGGCCUUGAAAUGGUUAAAAAAACAACCACUCCUUCCACAACAACAACAACAACAACAACAACAACUGUGAGGACAACUACUGCCACUACUACUACCACUCCUGAACCUACCACUCCUGAACCAACAACUACUGAGCCACCAACUGAGAAACCACAGCCUACCUGCCCGCCUGGGACUUACGCAGAGUAUGAUGAGGAAGGGAAUAUUGCAUUAGGAUUUGACGGUCUGCCUGAAUGCAAUUCUGAAGAUACAUUCUCAGGGCUUGAUGCAGAUGUGACGGGAACUACAGAGUCAUAUGUGAUAUAUGAUGGAGAUUAUGAGCUUUUUGAAACCACUUUGGCACCCACAACCACCACAACCACUGCCACGACCACCACCACAGAAGCACUGCCCGAGUUCAGCGUGGUGGGCUCGGAUCCUCUGUUAGAAUAUGACGCUGCGGGAAAGAGGCGUUUCACUGCUCCUUAUGUGACUUAUCUAAACAAAGACCCAGCAGCUCCUUGCUCUUUGACAGAGGCACUAGAACACUUCCAAGUGGAGAGCCUGGCCGAGCUCAUACCCAGUGACCUCAAAGGCAUAGAGAUGCGUCCUCAGAAUGCCCCUCACAAUAUCACCAUAGUAGCUGUGGAAGGCUGCCAUUCCUUUGUGAUUGUCGACUGGGCUAAGCCUACUCAGGGGGAUCUGGUCACAGGAUAUUUAGUUUACAGUGCAUCUUAUGACGACUUCAUCAGGAACAAGUGGUCAACUAAGACUGCAGGAAGCACUAAUUUGCCCAUUGAAAACCUGAAGCCAAAUACAAGGUAUUACUUUAGAGUCCAAGCGAAGAAUCCCUAUGGUUACGGACCUAUAAGCUCCUCAAUCUCCUACAUCACAGAAUCAGAUAAUCCUCUACUUAUUGUCAGACCACCGGGUGGUGAACCAAUCUGGAUCCCAUUCAGUUUUAAAUAUGACCCCACAUAUUCUGAAUGCAGUGGCAAGCAAUAUGUGAAACGGACAUGGUACAGAAAAUUUGUAGGUGUUGUCCUUUGCAAUUCAUUGAGAUACAAGAUUUACCUCAGCGAUGACCUAAGAGAUACAUUUUACAGCAUCGGGGAUAGCUGGGGAAGAGGUGAAGAUCAUUGCCAGUUUGUGGAUUCACACUUGGAUGGAAGAACAGGCCCGCAGUCGUAUGUAGAAGCCCUGCCUCCAAUUCAAGGUUAUUAUCGCCAGUAUCGGCAAGAGCCUGUAUCGUUUGGGCGCAUUGGAUACAUGACGCCUUACUACUAUGUGGGCUGGUAUGAGUGUGGUGUGCCUAUUCCAGGGAAAUGGUAACUGUGCCGAGGUCUUCCUGCAACGAUUCAGCGCAGUCCAGCCAGCAGUGCCUUUUGAAUGACUGUCAUUGGAGGACUCUGAGCAGUUGGUUUGGCAAAGAAAGGAAAAAAACUGAAACACGGAAAGGAUGGAACCAGUGAAGAGUCGACGAUAGACACGGAUGAAACUCCAUGCUGUGUAGACUUUUGUAAACCUAAGUCUAUGGUGCUGCUUGAUUACUCUGCUUUAGAGCGCAGACAGGAUUCGGUUUGGGAGUCCUGCCUUCCUUCUCCUUGCCUCUAAAAGGCAUGGAGAUAUAUCUACAAUGGGUGCUACCUGUGCUCACUGAAACCUCAUAUAUUCGGCUAGCCACGAAAAAUCGGAAUGGUGAUGUAUCUUGCAAGGAAUGACUUAAGCAUGCUUUGCUUGCAUUACGGAAUGCUAACCACUUUCCACUGCUAUUAACGGGAUUCUCUGCUGCCUUCCACUGGCAGAGUCUUAUGCUUCAGAAUGUUGCUAUGCAGUCAUGCCGUGUUACUUAAAUGCCCAUGAGAACUGAUCAAUGUUACUCAAGACUUCUCCUGUGGGUUUGCACAUUGCUGCACGAUAUACCAGGUCACUAUGUAAAUUCAACUUACAAAAAGCAGCCAACAACCACCAGUACUGUAUGCUUGCAGAAGUAUUUCUUAGAACUGAGGUUUUCUUGUUGAUUUAGAUGACUAUGUGUAUGGGAUGGUUUUAUGUAAAAGGUGCUAUUAAUUAACAAGUCUUCUAAAAAAAAAAUCUGUGAAAAAUAUACUAUGCACAAUACAUUAACCAUGUAAAGAACCAGGCUUCUCUUCUUGUGAGCAUUGUUGAACUGUAAUGAUGUUGAUGUUUGUAUAAAAUAGAAGAAUUCAGCACCGG